AUGACGAUGACGAUUGAUAAUUUGGCUGCAGAUUUCAGAAAAGUAGGAGAACAGUUGCCUGUUGCUCCGUCACCACCGCCUGAUGAUUUGAUAGCUUUUGUCGAUGCUUGUACAUCAAGUAAAAAAAAUGCAACAACCAAGAGAAGAGCGAUAAGGUUAGGUUCCCAGUCGAGUUUGGAUGGAUCCAACCAAGUGACAACCGCAAGUAUAAGCAUUGCACCACCAGCUAGUUGGUGCUCAUGGACAAUUCCCAAAAUGAAAAAAUCUCGAGGAAAUGAAGAUCUGGCACCUGAAGCCGACGCUGGAAGAGUCAAAGGAAGAACGAAUGUGGACGGUAAAAAAUCUGGCCGUCGGGCGAGCUCUAGCAGUAAAAGAAACCCUCCUGUUUCGAAGGCUAACGUACUUCUAGUAUGUGACAGAAAAAAGAAAACUGUUAAUGCAGAUCCUCGGAUUUGCCGUAAGUGCAAUCAAAGAGGACACACGUUUUUAAAAUGCCCCAAUUACCCAAUCGGUGGAAGGAGUGUUGAGAAAAACCAUAUUUCUCUUAGCAGCGCUCCUUCAGUUGGCAUAAAUUUGGCAACGAAUGAAGAUUGGAGUGUUGAAAAUUCUAGGUCUUAUAAAGAAAACUCAAGAUGCGAUGUCUCCAGUAGAAGGAAGGUAGCGGGAAAUGUUUAUAGUUGGAAUCGAGGACAAAAGACUCUGCAUGCCACCGAACCAAAACCGAGUGACAAUUGGAGAGCUAGUGGUGAGGCUUGGUCACCAUUUCCCAGUUUUCUUGAUCUACCUUCUACUUCGGGUACUAGCGGUGUAACGCGAGCUGGAUUGGACAAGUGCGACAUACAACCAAAUGUGAAUGAAAACUUUCCUACACCUAAACAUGUAAUCGAUGUGGAAAUGAGAUGGAAUCUUGAAGAAAUUUAAAGUUUGAGGAAGCACGAUUCACUACAACCUAUGGGACAGUUUUGUGAGAUGGAACUUAACAAAUCGGAUGUACAGGUAACU
Daphnia pulicaria is the source of this 1002-nucleotide messenger RNA. RefSeq lists its product as uncharacterized. Gene Ontology annotation, molecular function: nucleic acid binding; zinc ion binding. The transcript is spliced from 2 exons. Bases 1 to 921 code for a protein of 306 amino acids. Lineage: Eukaryota; Metazoa; Arthropoda; Branchiopoda; Diplostraca; Daphniidae. The record is from RefSeq and is a predicted model, not a curated record.